Molecule: messenger RNA, 1604 nt
Organism: Hypomesus transpacificus
Lineage: Eukaryota; Metazoa; Chordata; Actinopteri; Osmeriformes; Osmeridae
Product: dynein light chain Tctex-type 5-A
Exons: 2
Coding region: 285-1007 (240 amino acids)
Biological process (GO): microtubule-based movement
Cellular component (GO): cytoplasmic dynein complex; cytoplasm
Molecular function (GO): dynein intermediate chain binding
Source: RefSeq, a predicted model, not a curated record
UCUUGAGAGAGGAAGAGAGAGAGAGAUUGCUGUGUUUCAGCCCAUUGUAUUUGCUGACCCACAUCACUGAUUCUGGUGGACAAUAAUUUACCGUAGAUGCCUGCCUGGCUGCCUGGCUACUUACUGAGCAACACACCCAGUCUAAAACAACCCUGAUUGUGAGACUUCACAUUCUCAUGUGGAGAACAAAGUUUGGAGUCUUGCUCUGCAGGUUCAUACGUUCACUCGAAGGCUUUACAAUACCCAACAGCACUCACAGGUGAUUUUAAAAGGUUGGUUCUGCCAUGUCCAACCAGCAGCCAGCUCUCUCUCAGGAGGUCCUUGCCCAGUUCAACCAGACCACAGAACCCUGGGGCUCACCGCGGAGACGCCAAGGGUCUAUUUCAACCCUCCGCAGCUCCCAGUCCCAUCCCAGGGACAGGAAGGGGCCUCCUUGCCACCUUCCAAUGCCCCUCAGAGCUCACCCUGGGGGGGUUGGUGGUAGUGGAACCCCCAGGGGCUCCAACGUGAGCAACCCCAAUUCCCCCUUCUUCCGGCGGGAGUCUGGGGCCCUGAGCAAGAGGUUCUCCUUUGGCUGGCUGCAGGGAGGACGCUCCAGUUUCUCUGGGUUGACUCUUCAUCAGUACCCAGCUGUGGAAGAGGAAGUGAAGCUGGAGAGCACUUACCGGACCGGGCCUGAUCAGGACAGCCGUUUCAAGGCAGCUCCCAUUCAGAACCUCCUCCAGGCUACACUGGAUAGCUACAUGGAAGGGGUCUGCUACAGCCCUACCGCUGGCAGCCAUCUUGGGCAGGUGUUGACAGACAUGUUGAGGGAUAAGGUAAAGGAGGUGUGCCCGCCACGCUACAAGAUCGUUUGUCAAGUGGUGAUUGGUCAGAAUGGGAACCAUGGCGUCCGCGUGGUCAGUCGCUGCAUGUGGGACCACUUGCUGGACGACUUUGCGGUUGCCACGUUCCAGAAUGCCUCUCUCUUUGUUCUGGCAAUAGUUCAUGGGGUUUAUCGUGAGUGAUCAAGGUUUGGAUGGAGCGGAGAUGGGUAUAAAUGAUUUAAUAAUAAUAAUAACAGUUAGUGGUAGGUAGCAUCAUCUCUACAUGCAUGAUAGAUCAUGGGGAAAUCCUGUGUGGCAUUUUGUGUCAUAGGUUUGGUGACUGGUGGUUAAAUCUGUAUAAUGACUCGUAGUCAUUUGUCAGUUUAUGUAUUGCUAAGAAGGUUUUGUUGUACAUGUUUGGUAAUGUCUGAAGGUGUGGCGUAUGACAGUUAUGAUUGACAAGAAUUUUGUGUCAGACUAUAGAAUUUCCAUAAACUUUAUUCUACUCCCAUUCUCCCAAAUACAGUACAUAAAAAGUGAUCAUACUGAACAUUUCCCGUGUCAAGACCAUAAUAUUAAACACUUACAAUAAAUAAAAAAUGUAUAAAUAAAAAAUAAAUAGACAAUACGUGACAAAAAAUAAAGAUUUUCUCAAAUAGCAGAUGGCUUUCACAAUGUUGGAUUUCUCAAAAACACAACAACAAUACCUGUAUGUGUGUUCUAUAAUACUUGCAUUCAGCAUCACAGUUUUAAGGACACAAGUCUGGGCAGAAAAAGUAAUGUAAACCAAUGAGGGAU